UAAAUAAAUAAAUAAAUAAAUAAAUAAAUAAAAUAAGCUACUUCGAGCUCCGUUUUCCCUAGGUUUUAUCAUGGCUACCACAGGUGGCCAAGGCCUUUCGUCUCCGUGAUGUCACUGGAGGCUGCGUGGUCUUUUCAGAGAACAGAGGGGCCUGGAUGGCGCCUGGAUUCCGGCGAUCGUUGCGCUGGCGAUGGAAAAGGGCUGGGACUCGCUGGAAGUCGUUCUGAACUAAUAGAGCUAAAGGCCUUCUGGUUCCUGGGGAGACGCGCCUGGCCCCCGUGUACUAUUCAUUCCCUUCCUCGUAACUCCACAGCCCAGGCUUUCUUCUUAGUGGGCUUCCUAGACCAAGAAGGAAAACCUUUUCUAUCCGAAAGCACUGAGGGGCAGAAGGUGGCCUAAAGUGAUCUCAGGGCCGCUUUGUUUCCCAUCCCGGUCGGUCAGGCCCUCCGUCAGCGCCCUUUGACCCAUGCAGAUCGGAUGGGGAAAGCUGCCAGCGCCUUCCAGGGAUGGGGGCAGAAUGGGGAGCUGGAGGGAGUGGUCUUUUUCUAACUUUAUACCACUAUCAAACUGUGUUAAUUCAUGUAGCUUUAUAAUAAGUCUUGAAGUCCUGUGACUUUAUUCUCCCAAGAUUGCUUUGGCUUAUUCUAAGGCUAUUGUAUUUCUAGGUGAAUUUUGGAAUUAGCUUGUCAGUUUAAAAAAAAAACAAAACUGCUAGGAUUUGUACUGGGCUUGCGUUGGAUCUGUAGAUCUGUUUGGGGAAAACUAGUAUAUUAACAAUACUGUCCUUCAAUCCAUUAAUAUCAUUAUUUCCCACCAUUUAUUUAAGUGGCCUCUAAUUUUUCCUGGUGAUAUUUUGUAGAUUGUACAUGUAUUUAUAUCUUAAUGUUUGGAUGCAAGUUGUGCUUGGAUCGAUUGCAGUAUAGAGAUCAAACGUAUAUUUCAUUAGAUUUAUUCUUGAGCAGUGUUUUAAAUGCGAUGUUAAAUAGCAUUUUAUUUUUUUAUAUUCUCGUUUGUUGUAAGAAUAUAGAAAUCCUAUUGAUUUUUACACAUUGAUGUUAUAUUCAAGCAUCUUGCUAAGUUCCCUUAUUAUUUGUAAGGGAGUCCAAAAGACUCUGUAGAGUCUUUUGGAAUUUAUGUGAUUACAAUCUUCCAAUCUGUGAAUAGAGAUGGUUUAACUUUCCUGUAAUCUUUAUACCUUUUAGUUUUGUUGCUGGCUAGUAUGUCCACUAUUGAAUAGAGAUAGUGAUAAUGGACUUCCUUGUCUUGGUUGUAAAAUCAAGAGGAAAGCAUUCAAUAUCAAGUGCUUUUUCUGCCUUUAUUGAAAUGUUCAUAUGUAUUUUUAAUAAUAAUAUGUUACUGUUAUAUAAUAAUAAUUUUAAAAUAAUAUUUUAAUAAUAAUGUUACAAUGUAACCAAUUACAUUGGUUAAUUUUCAAAUGUUAUCUAAAUGGCCAGUUGUCCUUCCGGAUCCCCAUUGAUUCCGAUUGGGAUGGCACUGUAAGAGAGGCAGAACCAGUGAAGGAAACAUAAGGUUUUUUCAGGAGUUAUAUACAGGGGUGGUCCAGUGGUGGUGGGCUGGCCUGGAGAAACACUACCGUUUGUAUAAAAAAAAAAAAAAGCAUGUAGUCCAUAUAGCGUAUAGCAUUUUCACUCAGAACCCUCCUUCUAGCAAUCUCCAUUUAACCCAAAACAAAGGGCCUCGAUCACCUGUACAGCCUGUGUUCCAAGGGAUGGGGCAGGGAUAUGGCUGUCCUUCAUAGAUAGGUAGUGAAUCUCAGUGUUGGCUACUCCUGGAUUCCUUAGCCUGGGACUCCAAACACACUUAGAAUAGGGUUAUUCUCAGGUAUGCUCCAGUUAUGGCUCAGCCAUACACCAAGGUGUAUACACCAACCCCUGCCAUGCACCAAUAUGCAUAUAAAUAUGAAUAGCCUCUGAAAGGGCGAAUUCCUAGAUUGACCUAUAGGCCCACAUGAAAAGUUCUAUAUUAAUAGCUAUGUCAUGACUGGGUGCAGUGGCUCAUGCCUGUAAUCCCAACACUUUGGGAGGUCGAGGUGGGUGGAUCCCUUGAGGCCAGGAGUUGGAGACCAGCCUGGGCAACAUGACAAAACCCCAUCUCUACUAAAAAUACAAAAAUUACCUGGGCUUGGUGGUGCACACCUAUAAUCCCAGCUACUAAGGAGGCUGAGGCACAGGAAUCACUUGAACCUGGGAGGCAGAGGUUGCAGUCAGUGAGAUGGCACCACUGCACUCCAGCCUGGGCAACAGAGUCAGACUCUGUCUCAAAAAAAAAAAAAAAAAAUAGCUGUAUCAUGGACAUUGAAAUUAUAAUGAGAUACCAAAACUACCACCAGAAUGACUUAAAUUAAAAGGAUUUCCAAUACCAAGCAUUGACAAGGAUAUGGAGCAUUUUUUAGAGAGAAUGACCAAGGAGUUGGCUACAGUCAGGUGCUGCAGAAUCAGAUCUGUGGACCUUAAUGUGCAUCUGGUGAAAUAAAUAAAUAUAAUGGUGAUGAAGAAAGCAAUUGCCCAGGAAUCCUACUGUGGUCUGAGAUAAGAAGAUCAUAUUCCUAUUGCCACAUCCCUGGAGGCUAUUUGUCUUUUUUCAAUGACUGAUCAUCCUAUUCAGAGUGAGAGGAUCUGGCAUGGAAACAAGAGGCCUGUUGUACCAUGGCAACUGAAAGCCACUCUUUCCCACUUACCAUUGUUUUCAAGCCAUUAAUUUCCUAUUAAACUUCAUUUUCCUCUUCCUGAGAGUUUCACUAUAAAAAUAUAUGUGUGUAUAGAUAUAUAUUCCUAGCAUAAGAGUACUAUAAUAGUGUUUUACAUAGAACUUUUACAACAAUUCUUUGAAGUGCUUUAUUGUUCCCAUUUGACAGGUGAGGCGAUCUCAGGCACAGGGAGGCUGAAUGACAUUUCCAAAGUUGCAGAGUUGGUAUGCCCAUAUUAAUAUUAGAUAAAGUGGUCUUCAGAACAGGAGUACUGCCAAAGAUAAAGGUGUCGAGUCAUAAUCAAAAUGGGCCAGUUCAUAAAAUUAACAAUCUUAAAUGGGUGAACCUAGUGAAACUUCAAAAUGUGUGAAACAGAUAUCAACAGAGUAAAGGUGACGAUCAUCAGAUCUACUUUUCAAGUGUAUGUGGAACAUUAAUCAAGAUAGAUUAAAUACUGGACCAUAAAAUAAUUCUCAAUAAAUAUAAAAGGAUUUAAAUCAUAGACAGUUUGUACUCUGAGCAAAAUAGGACUAAAUUAAGUCAAUAACAAAAAUAUAUUCAGAAAAACCUUAAUAUUUGGCAAUUGAGCAAAUAACUUUUAAAUAAAAAUGGAUAUAGGAAUUCUCGGAUCUAUAUUUACAUUUUUAAAUUGUGUUAAAAUUUUAACUUUAAGUAUAUAAUUCAGUAGCAUUAAGUACAUUCCCAGUUUUGUACAACCAGCAUCUUCAUUUCUAUCACAAACAGAAAUAAAGUACCCAUUAAACAAUAACUCAGCAUUGCUACCUCUCCCCAGUCUCUGGGAAACACUAAUCUUCAUUCUAUUUUCACAAAUUUGCCUAUUCUAGGUAUUUCAUAUCAGUGGAAUCAUACAACAUCUGUCCUUUCGUGUCUGGCUUACUUCACUCAGCAUCAUAUUUCCAAGUUUCACCCAUGUUGCAUGUAUCAGAACUUCAUCCUCUUUAAUGGCUGAAUAAUAGUCUAUUAUUUAUGUAUCAUAUUUGUGUAUCCAUUCAUUUGUUGAUGGACACAGGUUGUCUCUGCCUUUUGGCUAUAACGAAUAAUGCUGCAAUUAACUUGGGUGUAAAAAUAUCUGUUCCAGACCCUGCUGUCAAUUUUUUUGUGUGUGAAUAAUACCUAGGAGUGGAAUUUCUGGUUCUCUGUGUGAUUCUGUGAGGAACCACCAAAUUGUUUUCCACAGCAAGUGCAUCAUUUUCUAUUCCUAGCAGUCAGUUCACGAGGGCUCCAAUUUCUCCACCUCCUUAGCAACAUUUAUUUUCUGUGUCGUUGUUAUGAAAGCCUUACUAGUGGAUGCAAAGUGGCAUCUCAUUUUGAUUUUGUCUUGCAUUUUAUUAAUGAAUAACGGUGUUUAGCAUCUUUUCUUGUCCUUCUUAGACAUUUGUGUAUCUUCUUUGGAGAAAUGUCUAUUCAAGUCCUUUGCCUAUUUUUUAAUUGGGAUGUUAGAAAUUCUGUUGUUGAGUUGUGGGAUAUUAAGCUUUUAUCAGAUACACACUUUGAUUUUAUCAGAUACAUAUUUUCUCACAUACUAUGGGUUGUCUUUUCAGUCCCUUGAUAGUAUCCUUUGAUGCAUAAAGGUUUUUUAUUUUGAUUAAAUCUAAUUUAUGAGUAUUUUCUUUUGUUAUCUGUGCUUUUCUGUCAUACUUCAAAAUACACUUAAAACUCAAAGGUCAUAAAGGUUUACCUUGUGUUUUCUUCUAAGAGUUACAUAUUUUUAGUCGUUACAUUUAAGUCUUUUAUUAAUUUAGAAUUAAUUUUUGUAUAUACUGCAAGGUAGGGGUCUAACUUCUCUCUUGUGCACUGACAUCCAGCUGUUGAGGAGACUGUUCUUUCCUCCCUUGACUAGACUUGGCCACCUUGUUGAACAGUCAUUGACCAUAUAUGUGAGGACUAAUUUGUAGGAUCUCAAAUCUAUUCUAUUCUAUUGGUCUAAAAGUCUAUUGGUCUUAUGCCAGUACCACACUCUCUUGAUGACUGUAGAUUUGUAGUAGGUUGUGAAACUGAAAAAUGUGAGUUUUCCAAUAUUCUUUUUCAAGACGGUUUUUGUCUGUCAGAUCCUUUGAAUUUUUGUAUGAAUUUUAGAAUGAGUUUCUUUGUUUCUGCGAAGAUGCCUUUGGGAUUUUGAUGGUAUUGCAUUGAAUCUGUAGAUUACUUUAGAUGGUAUUGUCAUCUUAACAAUAUUGUCUUACAACCCGUGAACACAGAAUGUCUUUCCAGUUAUUUCCACUCUCUUGCUUUUUUCAGCAAAGUUUUGUGUGUACCACCAUGAUUAGAUUUAUGCCUGAAUAACUUAUUCUUUGAUACUAUUAUAAAUGGAAUUUUUUAAAUGUUUUCAUAGUUCUUUACAACUAUAUAGAAAUAUAGCUCAUUUGCAUAUGUUUGUUUUGCAUCCUGCCUCUUUUAUUAGUUAUAAUCGGUUUUGUGUUUUGUUUGGAGCUUUAUACACAUAAGAUCAUGUGUAGAUAUAAUUUUACUUCUGUUUUUUAUUUCUAAUUUAGAUGCCUUUUAUUUCUUUGUCUUGCCUAAUUGCUCUGGGUAGAACUGCCAAUGCUAUGUUGAAUUCAAGUGGCAAAUGCACCAUCCUUGUCUUGUUCUAGGUGUUAGGAAAACAGCUUUCAGUGUUUCAUCAUUGAUCAUGAUAUUAACUGUUGGUUUUUUAUACAUCCCAUUGUCAGGUUGCAGAAGUUCCCUUCUAUGCCUAGUUUAUUGAGUAUUUUUAUUAUAGAAGGGUAUUGUAUUUCAUCAAUGUUUUUUCUGCAUCAGUUGAAAUAAUCAUGUGCUUAUUCAUUUUACUGUUACAGUACAUUACACUGAUUGAUUUUUUAUAUGUUGAGCCACCCUUGCAUUUUGGGGAUAAAUCUCACAGGGUGAUAGUUUACAAUCCUUUGAUUAUACGGUAUUGCUGCUAGUAUUUUGGUAGUAUUGCUAGUAUUUUGCAGAGAUUUUUGCUUAUAUAUUCAUAAGGGAUAUUGUGCUGUAGUUCUCUUUUUUGUGCUCUCCUUGGCUUUGGUAUAAGGAUAAUGCUAUUAUCAAAAAAUGAAUUAGCAAGUAUUCCUUCUUCAUAUAUUUUGUCAGAAGAGUUUGAGAAGAAAUGGUAUUAAUUCUUCUUUAAACGUUAGGUUGACUCACCAGUUAAUGCAGCUAUUUGGUCAUAAAUGUUUCUUUGUUAAUCGCUUUCGAUUACUAAUUCAAUCUCUUAGGUUAUAGGUCUAUUCAGAUUUUCUCUUUCUUCUUGAGCCACUUUAGUAGUUUGUGUCUUUCUAGCAAUUCAUCCAUUUCAUCCAGGGCACCUAAUUUGUUGUUAGACAGUUGUUCACAGUAUACUCCUGUAAUCCUUUUGUAUUUCUGUAAAGUUGGUAGUAAUGGCUCUGCUUUCAUUUAUUAUUUUAAUAAUUAGUCUUCCAUCUUUUGCUCAGUCAAUAUAGUGAAAGGCUUGAUCUUUCAAAGAAUCUAUGUUUAUUUAUUCUACUGCUCUCCAACAUUCUAUUUUAUUGAUUUAUGCUCUAAUUAUGCUCUUUAUUAUUUCUUUCCUUCUGCUAGCUUUGGAUUUAGUCUUUUUUUUUGUUUUCUUCCACUGCCUUUAGGUAUAGAAUGAGGAUAUUGAUUUGAGAUUUUUUCUUAAAUGUAGUUGUUUAUAUCCAUACAUUUUCCCUUGAACUCUACUUUCACUGCAUUCAAUAAGUUUUGGUAUGUUUUGUUUUUAUUUUAAUUUGUCUCAAGAUAUUUUAUAAUUUUGCUUGUGAUUUAUUUUUUCACUCACUGGUAGUUUAAGACUGUAUUGUUUAAUUUUCACAUUUUUGUGAAUUUUCCAGUUUUCACUUAUUUAUCUGUUGUUUCUUCCAUUGCGGUUGUAAAUUAUAUUUUGUAUGAUUUCAAACUUUUAAAAAUGAUUAGGACAUAUUUUGUGGACGAAGAUAUGGCCUAUCCUAGAGAAAGUUCCAUAUACACUUGAAAAGAAUGUAUGUUCUGCUGUUGUUGGAUGGACUGUUCUGUAUAUGUAUAUUAGCUCUCAAUGGUUUAUACUGUUGUUUAAGUCUUGUAUUUCUCAUAAAGCUUAUGUCUGGUUUUUCUAUCCAUUAAUUAAAAUGAGGUAUUGAAGUGUCCAACUGUUACUAUAGAACUGUGGGUUUAUCCUUUCAAUCCUGUUAAUUAUUUCAGCUUUACUGAGGUGUAAUAGAGAAAAUUGUACAUGUGAUGCGUUUGUUUGCACAUUCUGAAAUGAUUACCAAAAUGAAGUCAAUUAACAUGUUAAUUACCUCACAGAAUAGUUACCUUUUUGUGUGCAUGCCUGGGAUAAGAAAACUUAACUCUAUCCCCUGUGACUGCAGAGUGGCCAUUCCAGCUGCUCCAGGCUCCGGCAGAGGAAGACUGGGUCAGGUGGCACCAGCAGGGGGGCCCUCAGGUCUGGCGCCCACGCAUUCCAGAGGCCACCCAGACCAUGCUCCGCCGCCUGGGCGCCCAAGCUGCAGUCGCCCUCUGUGUGCAGGCAGCAGCUGCCUGGCAACCUCCGAGCCCGCUCGCGCUCCCAGCAUCGCAGAACCAGGGCCAGGUGUCCCAGUGGCUGCAGCCAAGCCAGGCAUUCUGCCCGGCGGCGGCUGCACAGGCAGAACCGAGAACCCGCCGCUCAACCCCACACGGGGUGACUGCCCAGUGCCCAUGCCAGCGGCCCCAAUCCCCCUCAGGUGGAGGAGUGGGCGGGAGGCACGACCUGGGGACCCUCAGGCUGGGCGCGCUGGCGAUCCCGAGGCCGACCAGGCCAUGCACCUCCAGCCCGCCUGGGCACCCAAGCUGCAGCCGCCUUCUGUGUGCAGGCAGCAGCCUCCAGGCAACUCCCGAGCCCGCCCGCACUCCCCACAUCUCAGAACCAGGGCCAGAUGUCCCUGUGGCUGCGGCCAAGCCAGGCGGUCUGUCCUGCAGCAGCUGCACAGGGGCGGGAACCGGCCCUCAGCCCCAUCCACGGUGGCUGCAGAGGGCCCCUGGCUAGAGGUCUCGAGCUCUGGCAGAGGAGGAGCCGGGUGGGGGCAGGGUCUGGCGGGCUCUCAGGCCAGGGGCACUCGCGAUCCAGAGGCCUCCCAGGCCAUGCUCCACCACCUGGGCGCCCAGCUACAGGCGCCGGGCAACUCCCAAGCUGGCUGGCGCGCCCAGCCUCGCAGAACCGGGGCUAGAUGUCGCUGUGGCUGCGGCCAAGCCAGGCGGUCUGCGCGGCGGCUGCACCGGGGCAGGAACCGACCCUCGACCCCAUCCUCUUCGGAGGAGGAGAGGAGCGGGAGUCACAGCCAGGCGGGCCCUCAGGCGGGAAGGGAUGCGCGCCUGCGAUUUCGCGACGUCCUGCGCGAGCCCAGGAGAACCCGCAAGCCAGCGGCGCCUGCGCCCGAGCUGCAGCCGCCCUCUGCCGUCCACGCGAGCUCGAGAGCGGCUUCCGGAGUCCGGGCUAGCGCCGAGCUGCAGGCGCGCGCCUAACCGCUUUGCUGGGCUCACGCGGUCUGAGAGGUCGGAGCGCCCAACUGCUGGCGCGCGAGUAACGGCUUAGUUAAGCUCACUCGGUCUGAGAGGUCGGAGGCUGCGAGUGUCGCUGCUGA
Messenger RNA from Gorilla gorilla gorilla (western lowland gorilla), 8301 nucleotides. RefSeq names its product translation initiation factor IF-2. The record is from RefSeq and is a predicted model, not a curated record. Lineage: Eukaryota; Metazoa; Chordata; Mammalia; Primates; Hominidae.